This is a messenger RNA of Symbiodinium sp. CCMP2456, 990 nucleotides long. The record is from the annotation of a GenBank genome assembly. Lineage: Eukaryota; Dinophyceae; Suessiales; Symbiodiniaceae.
AUGGCCUUUACGCUGCGGCCGCUCUGCCGCGACGCUGGCCGAUGGAACCCGCCGCGCACUGGCAUCCCCCCCUGCGGCAGGAUCCAGAGCCCAGUCAGCCGCUAUCGUUUGACCCUUUCCCCUCUGGGCCGCGGAGCGCUGGCUGCGGCCACGGCGGCCACGGCGGCCACGGCCAGGAGGUGCUCGAGAACUACAGGGGCGACGAGCAGCCGCUUUCCCCACGCGGUGGAAGUGGAGAUUCACGUGGCUCCAAGCUGCAGCCUGCGUCUCAUUGAAGCGUCUGUGGAUUGGCAGGAGACGUUGAUCGAAGAAGCCUGCAACGAGGAGGAUGAAACAUGUGUGGAAGCCGACCCGUAUGGCAUGGCAGUUUGGCCGGCGGCACAGGUCCUGGCACAGGCUGCCGCGGCCUACGGUCUCCGGGCUCAAGGUUCCGGAGAACGCUUGCGAGCCCUUGAGCUUGGCUGUGGCUGCGGCUUGGCCUCCCUUGCGCUGCUAAGUCUGGACAUGGAGGUGGUCGCAACAGACUUCCGAGAACUUCCUCUGCAGCUGCUUCAGGAGUCGGCCGCGCGACUCGGAGUGGCGGAGCGCUUGGAGACCCAGCUUCUGGACCUUCGCGAUCAUGGCCAACCGUUGCCGAAGGCCCAGGCAGACAUUGUCCUAGCCUCUGACGUCCUCUACGAGAAGCAAACAGCCGAGGCCAUGGCGCAGCGUGUGGUUGAAGCGCGGCAGCAGAACUGUGCAGUUCUGAUCAGUGAUAUCGGAAGGCCGAAUCGGAAGGUCUUUAUCGAGAAGCUCGCCGGCCUGAGGCCGGAAGAAAGCAGCGAGUUCGCCAGCAGCGGCACUGCCGUCCAAAGAGUUGGCGGCACCGAAGCUGGCAGAACAAAGGUGGAGCUUUUGGAGCUGCCGGCAAAUGGUCCAGCCAGUGAAGCGUUGGCUCAAUGGCCACCAGCUGUUCUGAGCCGGCCGAGCAACCACGGGCAUGUGCUUUAG